AUGGCGGCUCUCAGCAAGCUCGCCGAGUCCAUGACGCCAAGGAAAACCGCAGUUGUUAGCGGACUAGCCCUUGCCGCCUUCAUAGCAUAUCAUCGUUUGACGGCCAAAGUAAAAGGAAAACGGUUGGCUGCAGAAGAACUGCCUGUUGUCAUUGCACCAUCGGUUUCUGAUAAAAAGGAAAAAGCUGCUGUUGAUAAAGUCUUCUUCAGACGGUUGCUCAAAAUUCUACGUAUUCUUGUGCCAGGAUGGUUCACCCAAGAGGCCUGGUACAUGACCAUUGUGGCAUUGGCACUGGUGGCAAGGACAUACUGCGACGUGUGGAUGAUCACCAAUGGCACUUACAUUGAAAGUGCGAUCAUUGGUCGUGAUGUCGAGUUGUUCAAGAAAUACCUGUUCAGGUUUAUAUAUGCCAUGCCUGGGAUUUCCUUAGUGAACAACAUAAUGAAGUAUGGCUUGAACAUGUUGAAACUCAGAUUCAGAACCAGGCUUUCCAACCAUCUUUACGACAAAUAUCUCCAGGGUUUUACUUACUACAAAAUGUCCAACUUGGAUAACAGAUUGUCUAAUGCUGACCAGCUCCUCACCCAAGAUGUUGAGAAAUUCUGUGACUCAGUUGCAGAGCUGUACUCUAAUCUGAGCAAGCCAUUGCUAGAUGUUGUUCUUUACACUGUCAGACUGACAGGUGCAAUUGGAAUACAGGGUCCCGGCUUCAUGUUAUUUUACCUGACCAUGACGGGACUGAUACUCACCAGACUACGCCGUCCUAUUGGAAAGCUGACUGUGAUUGAGCAGAAACUGGAAGGAGAGUAUAGAUAUGUCAACUCUCGUCUCAUCACAAACAGUGAAGAAAUUGCAUUUUAUCAGGGAAACGAAAAGGAGCAUUUUGUGAUAAACUCUUCAUUUAAAAAACUGAUUAGCCACAUUGAAAACUUCAUCUUCUUCAGACUUCAGAUGGGAAUUGUGGAUAACAUUGUUGCUAAAUAUUUAGCAACAGUUGUUGGUUAUCUGGUAGUGAGCCGUCCAUUCCUCAAUCUUGCCACUCCUAAAUUCCUGACCAGUACGCACAGUGAGAGACUUGAGGAUUACUACAAGAGUGGGCGCAUGUUGGUGAAGAUGGCAGAGGCUAUUGGUCGGAUUGUCCUGGCAGGCCGGGAGAUGACCAGACUUGCUGGUUUCACAGCUCGGGUAACUGAUCUGAUUAAAGUGCUAGAUGACCUCAAUAAAGGUCAUUAUGAGAGGACAAUGGUUCAGGGAGAAAAUGGCAGAGUGACAGAGAACAACAAAAUGACCUUAAAACCAGGCAGUGGAAAACUGGUGUUCCAAGACCAUAUUAUCAAAUUUGACCGUGUUCCCCUUGUUACACCAAAUGGAGAUGUGUUGAUAAAGGAACUCACUUUUGAGGUGAGGUCAGGGAGGAAUGUGCUCGUGUGUGGACCAAAUGGCUGUGGCAAGAGCUCACUUUUCAGGACACUGGGCGAGCUAUGGCCCUUGUUUGGUGGCACGAUGACUAAGCCUGACAAAAGGAAGCUGUUUUACAUUCCACAGCGUCCUUACAUGACAGUGGGUACGUUACGAGAUCAAGUGAUCUACCCAGACACUCACGAGCAGCAGAUCCAAAAAAGGGUGAAAGACAAAGACCUAGAGGCCAUACUGGAAAAGGUUCAACUUGCAUAUGUUCUGGAGAGGGAAAAUGGUUGGAAUGCUGUGCAGGAUUGGAUGGAUGUGCUAAGUGGAGGAGAAAAACAAAGAAUUGCUAUGGCACGGCUGUUCUACCAUAAGCCUCAGUUUGCCAUACUUGAUGAGUGCACAAGUGCUGUCAGUGUUGAUGUUGAAGGAUACAUGUACAAACACUGCAGAGAGGUCGGAAUUACACUAUUUACCGUUUCGCACAGGAAGUCUCUAUGGGAGCAUCAUGAGUACUACCUUCACAUGGAUGGUAGAGGAUCAUACGUGUUUAAGGAGAUCACUCCUGACACAGUAGAGUUUGGGUCGUAGAACAAUCCUGUAUUCUACAUGUGUUGUGAUUUAUCGUGUGUCGGGUUCACCCAGUACCUGUACAGAUAUAAACAGAGGGGACCGGUUUGUUUUACAGAAUUAUUCUAAUGCUCACGGAGUAUACAAGGGUGUAAUUUAUUAGAUUGUGUGGUAGGCAUAUUUGUAUGUUUAAAUGUUAAAGCCAGAAUAAAUAAUGUUUUUAGAAAAAUUUGUAUUUUCAUUCUUUCUUCACUUUUGUGUUUUUCGAAGAUUGUAUCAAAUUUAAUUUUGCGUUUUCAUUAUUGAGUUACUUAUGAUUUUACGAGUACUAUAUUGUAUGACAAUUCUUUCUCAGUUUAGUAAAAUCAACCUGAAUCAAUUCAAUCUUGUCAGAGAUCCUGUUCACGGUCAUGAAAGUCUGAGGGAUUCAUUAUUGUUCAUGUAAAUUAUGUUCUUCUGGACAUACUGGUGUUUACAUAAAAGGAUUAUUUUGCUUACAGUUAUGGUAAAUGACCAAAAUUUUGGCCAAAAAAGUGACCAGAAAAAAAUGCUUGUUAAGAGGCAAGCAAAUGUAAUGAAAUAUUACUUUUAGUGAUGAAACUUAGUUUUCCAGUAGGAUAUCAUCUUUGUCAUGAAGGAUUGCCCAAGUGACGUCAAGCCAUAAUCAUUCCAAACUCAAUACACCUUUGUAAGAUCAGUGUAACUCUCAGAAUCAGGCAAAAUGAUAUGUUAAAUUUUAGGCUAUUUCUCAUAGGCCUCUCCAACAUGCUUCCAUACACGUUAACUUAUUGAUGGAUUCAUCAUGUUUAGCUGUCCUCAGACAUUAUUGUUUGAUACCUUGUCAGAGAGUGCCAUUUUGAAUCAGCUCGAGUACAAACUGAGGUUUUUAGGUUUAACUGAGGUUGAACCAGUUAUAGUUGAUAUUUUUGUGGAAUUAAAGAUAUUUAUGCAGCUAGGUAUCCUUUUCAGAUGAGUGAGUGUUGCUGAUGUAUUUACAAUAUUUGCAUUGUAUGUGUAUAUUGCAUGAUACUCUUGCGAGUAAUUUUUGUAUCAUGUACCAAAUUCUUUUCAAAUUACAAUAAGCACAUUCAUAUAAGCUGUAAAUAGGAAUUUUAUAUAUUUAUAUGCCUUUCUUUGUGUGUUUCAA
This is a messenger RNA of Liolophura sinensis, 3121 nucleotides long. Its product is annotated as ATP-binding cassette sub-family D member 3-like. Lineage: Eukaryota; Metazoa; Mollusca; Polyplacophora; Chitonida; Chitonidae. Bases 1 to 1995 code for a protein of 664 amino acids. Gene Ontology annotation, cellular component: peroxisome; peroxisomal membrane. The transcript has 27 exons. Gene Ontology annotation, biological process: long-chain fatty acid import into peroxisome; very long-chain fatty acid catabolic process; peroxisome organization. The record is from RefSeq and is a predicted model, not a curated record. Gene Ontology annotation, molecular function: ABC-type transporter activity; ATP binding; ATP hydrolysis activity.